This is a messenger RNA of Austrofundulus limnaeus, 4503 nucleotides long. It is a transcript of the gene chrm3a, whose product is annotated as cholinergic receptor, muscarinic 3a. The record is from RefSeq and is a predicted model, not a curated record. NCBI's taxonomy places the organism in Eukaryota, Metazoa, Chordata, Actinopteri, Cyprinodontiformes, Rivulidae. Gene Ontology annotation, cellular component: dendrite; plasma membrane; synapse. Gene Ontology annotation, biological process: chemical synaptic transmission; adenylate cyclase-inhibiting G protein-coupled acetylcholine receptor signaling pathway; G protein-coupled receptor signaling pathway, coupled to cyclic nucleotide second messenger. The coding region runs from base 340 to 2274 and encodes 644 amino acids. Gene Ontology annotation, molecular function: G protein-coupled serotonin receptor activity; G protein-coupled acetylcholine receptor activity. The transcript is spliced from 3 exons.
GCGGCUCGGUCACCGUAGCGGCUUCCAAAGCCUUGUUAGUUGAGUCCCGUUAGCGCUUCAGAUGUGACUGGAUUGGACUGCCGUGCAGCUGUUGAGCCGAACAUGGAGAGAAGCCGGGAGAAGUUGGACUGGAUUGUGUCGUUUCCCAUCCAAAAGAAAUCUGAUUGAGCUCAGUGUGACCACGCACAUCACUGACUGCUAUGAGACACCAUGAUCUGUCUGGAGGAGGAUAAUUGUGCACCCCCAGUUGAUAGCAUGGACACCAAAAAGCACUCUGCUGAAAGGUGACCUCGAGACCCUUCACCUCCCCUCAACAUUUGAUAAUGCCAGAACACAACAAUGAGCUCCAACAGCACCGACCCUGGUCUCCUUUGGACUGACAACCCCUCGCCGCCGGUGGCCGGAGUCUAUCCCCAAUCCAAUGCUCUUCAUCGAGGAGAAAUUGAAGGAGCCCCGUGGUUGGGUUUAUAUCCAGAUGCUGCUGCUGAUAACUCCUCUUUCACCAACACGACACAAAUUGGCAAUGUAACGACAGUCCUUGACCCCCUGGGUGGUCACCCUGUGUGGCAAGUCGUCCUCAUUGUUUUGCUGACAGGCACACUGUCUCUGGUCACCAUCAUUGGAAAUAUGCUGGUAGUGGUGUCCUUCAAGGUUAAUCGCCAGUUAAAGACAGUCAAUAACUACUUCCUUUUGAGCUUAGCUGUGGCUGACCUCAUUAUAGGAGUGAUUUCUAUGAACCUCUAUACACUAUAUCUCAUAAUGGGCUACUGGGCCAUGGGCACCUGGGCCUGUGACCUCUGGUUGGCUAUUGACUAUGUUGCAAGCAACGCAUCAGUUAUGAACCUUCUAGUGAUCAGCUUUGAUCGCUACUUUUCAAUAACCAGGCCUUUGACCUACAGGGCCAAACGAACCACAAAGMGAGCUGGAAUCAUGAUCGGAUUAGCCUGGCUUGUUUCUCUUGUUCUGUGGGCCCCAGCCAUCCUGUUGUGGCAGUAUUUUGUAGGUAAAAGGACAGUGCCCCAAAACGAAUGCUACAUUCAGUUCCUCACAGAGCCAAUUACAACCUUCUGCACAGCUAUGGCGGCUUUCUACCUACCUGUGACGAUUAUGAGUAUUCUCUACUGGCGCAUUUACAAGGAGACCCAAAAUCGUACAAAAGAGUUAGCUGAGUUGCAGGGGUCUGAAGGCCGUGGAGGGAAAGGGAAAACAGGUGGGAAGAUGAGGAGCGAAAGAGCGCGUUUUGUGCAUCAAACAGGAAGUUCCAGAAGUUGCGGUAGCUUUCAGCUGACCAGGUCAUCAACAAAAAGGAGUACAUGUCAGGCCCUUGUUGGACGAUUCCACUGCUGGCCUGGGGUUCGUUCUUGGAGACCUGGUAGUAUCCGUCAGGGCGAUGGUGAUCCUGACCAAAGCAGCAGUGACAGCUGGAACAACAACGAUGCUGCAGUCUCUUUGGAUCACUCUGGGUCCUCAGAGGAUGAGGACUGUGGUGGAAAAGAGAUGAUUACCCAAAGUCAUGCCAUCUUUUCUAUUGUCCUAAGUCUCCCCGGCAUUAGAGCUGCUGUCAACUCUCAACUUACUUCAUGUGAGGACCUAGAUGCAGCGUCAGAAGAAGAUCCACUGAAGGGAGCAGAGUACAACCGGGACAGCUUGUCAACAGUCACCACUACUGCCACCACUCCCAUUACACCUGAGGGCACAAACAAUACAGAAAACAGCUACAACCAGCGCUACUGCUCACGCAAGACACAAUCAAUGUCUACCAUUCAGGCUAAGUCUAACCAAGAGCUCCUUGAUGGUACACCAACAGCCACUACCAUUGACACGGCUGCYGCUAGCACAGCCUCCAAGCCCUCCUCUCUCCCAAUGUCUUUUAAAGAAGCAGCUAUGGCAAAGCGCUUUGCAGCUCGAACCCGAACUCAGAUCACCAAGCGAAAACGUAUGUCUCUGGUGAAGGAGAAGAAGGCAGCUCAAACUCUCAGUGCCAUCCUCUUAGCUUUCCUCAUUACGUGGACACCUUAUAACAUCAUGGUGCUGAUCAAUGCCUUCUGCAAGUCUUCUUGCAUCCCAGAGACCCUGUGGGCUGUGGGGUACUGGCUAUGCUAUGUCAACAGCACAGUCAACCCCAUGUGCUACGCACUGUGCAACAAAACGUUUCGUACAACCUUUAAGAUGAUACUGUUGUGCCGCUGGGAUCAAAAGAAAAGGAGAAAGCAGCAGUUCCAGCAGAGGCAGUCAGUGGUCUUUCACAGGGGGAUUCCCAGAGAGUCUACAUAAACGACUGAAUGUUCAGAUGGAUUACAGAACUAAAAAAAAAUUUAACACACAAGUUGAAUAAAAGAGUCUCCAUGUUGUCGUUUCUGUGGAGUUCAUUUGCUUAGGGAUUCUUAAGUCCUUAUCUGCUGUUAUGUUCAAUUACGGCAACAGUAUGUGCUGGUCUUGCAGUGUGUGUUAAUGUCGGUGCAUCCAUUUACUGUGGAAACAGGACAUGUACACGUGUGCGGAGGCUUGUCAAGCGUGAAGUACAGAGAUGAAAGCUUUUGCUUUCUCCUUGGAGAACUCUUUACCACUUCACACAAGUGCGGCUAAGAGAAAACUAGUGGAAAAUAACUGUAAAGGGCUUUUAAAAUGCAUUGCAGGAGAUAUACAGUACUGAAGUGCAAUUGACACAAAUUUUAAGCAUGUCUGUGUCACGGGUUGGGGAUUCAUUGUUAUUUUUCUCGGUGGGUAGCUAGAUUUGUAUCGUGUAUUCCUUUUUUUUCUUUCAAACAAUACUGUGUUUUUGUAAUUAGUUCCUUUGACCCAAGGUAAAAGAAAAAAAUGAAGACGUAAAGUGAAGAUGUGUUUUAUCUGAACUUCCAUGGGUUACCUUUCUAUGUGGAUCCUGUGCAUUAUGGACUAUACAAAYUGAGUUCUAGUUUUAAGUCAACAGAGACCUGAUAUUUUUGUGAUAUUMAUCUUUGAUUUUAUAGGUACUUCAGGACUUUUGAGCCAAUUUUGGAAAAAGAUGUUUGUUUGAUAAAGUGAGUUGUGAAUAGUCUGUGUGUGACACACAGUCAGUGAACUGCUGUUGUGUUUAAUGUGGUUGUUGUGGUUUUUAUGGUGGACACAWUAAGUACAUUGGUUGUGUUUUCUGUGCUUGCAGUUUCCUGUCAAAAACAAUGAUUAUUCAAUGAUGAUAUCCUGUUUGUGUACCUUUGGAUAUUUCUGAAUCAAUGCACCAAGAUUGCUUGCACACAUAAAAUGUUCAUUUUUAAAGACAUUUGUUUUGAUUUUAUCUAGACUUUCAAAUUUCUACAAAAUUAUUCAAGAAAAGUUUUUGUAGAAUGGCAACUAACUUUAAUACAGAAGAGCAAUUGCAGCCUCUAGUGGCAAAGAAAAAGAUCUGUUGCCUGAAGUGUAAUUUUAACAUCUACAGUGAAACUUCUGAAUAAAGUACAAAAACAUUCUUUCCUAACCUAAAAUAUGUAUACAUGUUCACAUUGUUUGUUUAAAAAAGUCCCAUAAAUGUUUAUUUCAUAAAACAACAGUCACAUUCUAAGAUAUUGAAUAUGUGAUUUUACUACUUUUUGGUUGGUUUCUCAAUGAAAUAUGUAUUUUUAAAUCAUUGUAACAUAUAAUGUGUACAUACAGUUGACACCUGUUUUGGAAUACAGCGUCAUAUUGUGUUUGUUUGGUUUUUAUUACAAAAAAAUUKCAUACACACAAAGUUAAUUUAAAUUUGUUGAAUUAAUUUAAAUGUGAUUUCUAAAGCACAUUGUGUUUUCUUGUUUUUGCAGUAUAGCUACACUCAGAUGUGUCAGUAUUAUUUUGUGCAAAACAUCUUAAGGUGAAAAGGAAGUUUUUAACAUCCUAAAGCAAAACAAAGAUUUGACAGAAGUAAACGAGGUGGUCAAAAGAUUUGACACAAGUUUGAACUUUGUGAAAUUGGGGGUGAGGAUCUGCUUCCAGUAGGGAGUUCAGAAAAUAUUCAGAUUCCUUUUAUUUAUUAGUUUGUUUUUGUUUUUUUGUUUUUUGCAAUUUUCAUAUGUUGCAUCUUGAUGCAAUAAUCACUGCAUUUCUCAUAAUUAUUAAGUGAAAACAGAUCAAAAUAAUUGAGUAAAUUUGUUAAAUAUGAAAAACUGAAGUAUCAAAUUUUCAUAGCAAGUUUCAGACCUUUUGCAAAAUACACRUUUAUUUAGUUUAUCGUGUUUAGUUUUAGUUAUGUCUCCUAUUAUUUUUAUUACAGGUGAGAUACUUUUACACUUUGAUUGGAGACCAUGCAUUAAAUUAAGUAGACAUGAUUUGAAUGAGCACACAGACACAAACACAAACUGAGAGCAACACCCAAGCAGGAGGCAGUUUUMAAUUUAUUUGAGGUGCAGAGUGUACAUUGUUUGUGGAAAUUAUUAAGUUUGCAUCAGGCUGCUACAUAACAACUAAAUGAUUUGAAUAUUUUCUGAAUUCAUUGUAUUUUAUAGUUUAAACACAGUGUGUUCCAGUAUCAAUACACAACCAAAAUGAUUA